Molecule: messenger RNA, 13655 nt
Organism: Mizuhopecten yessoensis (Yesso scallop)
Lineage: Eukaryota; Metazoa; Mollusca; Bivalvia; Pectinida; Pectinidae
Product: DNA polymerase zeta catalytic subunit-like
Exons: 37
Coding region: 239-13639 (4466 amino acids)
Biological process (GO): error-prone translesion synthesis; double-strand break repair via homologous recombination
Cellular component (GO): nucleus; zeta DNA polymerase complex
Molecular function (GO): DNA-directed DNA polymerase activity; DNA binding; nucleotide binding
Source: RefSeq, a predicted model, not a curated record
ACACACACAUACACAUGUGCAUACAAGCAUACCAUAUUUGAGGAAGAUUGGUGGGCUCCCGGUUUGCAUCAAGGAUAAGGCAUCACAAAACAGGUCCUUUGGUCAUUGAAAUAAUUAAUCCAUGAGAGAAAGAAGCGACUAGACAUUAUACAGAAGAGACAAACUCAGAGAAUGGCUUUGACCAGUAUGAAACGAGAAGUUGCAGACUAGGAAGUGACUGGUCAAAUAAAGGACCAUAAUGUUUUCCAUGAGGAUAGUGACCACGGACCACUACCAGGCCACACCGAUUUCUGAACUUGAUGUCCUCCAUUCUGACUUCAGGGGUUCAGAUGUGUACAAAGUACCAGUCAUUCGAGUGUAUGGAGCGACACCAGCAGGUCAGAAAACAUGUAUGCACGUGCAUGGUGUGUUCCCAUAUCUGUAUGUGCCUUACGAUGGCACCCAGCCCUGGGACAGGUACAUGCGACUGUUUGCUUCCAGUGUGGAUAAGGCUGUCAAUGUCGCUCAAGGUCAUCCCACUUCAAACAUUCAACAUGUAUACAAAAUUACCCUGGUGUCCGGAAUACCUAUGUAUGGUUACCAUGACAAAGAGCAACAGUUUCUCAAGAUUUACCUGUACAAUCCAGGCAUUGUAAGAAAGGUUGCUGAUCUGCUGUUGGGUGGAGCAGUCAUGAACCAGGUGUACCAGCCCCAUGAGUCACACAUCCCCUACACAUUACAGAUGUUCAUAGACUAUAACCUGUACGGUAUGAACCUAAUCAAUGCUGCAGCGGUCAAGUUUCGCCGGAGAAGGAGGGAAGAUGACAAUGGUAACAUUAUGGAGAUUGGAAGUCAGGGAUCAGUUGGGCGUGGCACAGGAACUCCCAAGUUCCUGCCUCUCAGCCUUGAUGACAACCAGCACAACGCAAUUUGGGACGACACUACCAUCUCAAGCGACCUGUAUGUUGACGUUGAGAGACUGAGUACAUGUGAGCUGGAGGUUGAUGUUGUAGCUGCUGACAUCCUUAACAGACUAGAGGUAGAUGCCAAUGUUGGUACAAACCCUGGACUAGCAGCUCUGUGGGAAGAUGAGAAGCAGAGGAGGAGAGAUAGAGGGGAGACUUCACAACUUGCACCUCCCGAGUCUCAAGAGCAUGAAAAUGUAGAAGUAACAGAAAGUGAUCUAGAGCUUAGACAGAGAUUUCAUGAGAUCGUUUUGGAGCAUCAACCUUACAUGGACAGCCAAUCUGAUACAAAUUCUGAGGCUUCUCAGGGCGACGAUAUAAGCCCUACUCCUGCCCAUGAAGUGGACCUACAUAUGUCACAAACGGAAGGUGACUUGUCCAGCUCCCAGGAUGCUGUGGUUUUAGAGGAGGAAGAAAAGGUUGCCCCGGUGAUCAGUCUGGAAUCCAUCAAAAGAGUUGUGUCCUUUAGUCAGAGCUUCAGUGAGUCGCCGGCCGAAUGUCUGCCGAUGUCACAGCCUCAAAGGUCUAGCCAAGGACUUGCUGAGAUGUUGGCAUCUCUGGCAGAGGAGAGUUCACCAGCAUGUUCUCAGGUAGCAGCGUGUCAGCUAGAGGCUCUUGAGGAAGAAGACAGUGUUCUACACAACACGUCUCAGCAACCGGAAAACGACCCUGAUGGGAUGUCGGAGGAUGCAGAGACACUGGAGAUGUCACAGAGAAUGUGGGGACAGGAGGAUGAGGAAGAGCCUGUACAGGGACCAAGUGGCAUUGGUGAGCGAGACUUUAACUGGUCAGGGAUGGAUGACACUUGGAAUGACUCUCAGUUGCAUGAAACCAACAAUGAAGAGGAUGACGAUGAGAUUGAUGAAAUUAUUCCACAAUUUGAUGGAGCUGCUGAUGAAAAACCAGCAAAAUCCAAAGCCAAGAAAAUGCAGGAAGUUUCUGGACCUGUCAUGCCUACCUUCAACCAGAUGGGACAACAGGGUCAGGGCCAUCAACCAUAUCAACAGAAUCAAGGCCAAUAUCAAAACCAAUCCCAGCAAAUGAUGUUUGAAGAUAAUUCCCAGUUUAUGUAUGGGAAUCCGGGAAACUCAUCAAUGCAGUAUAAUCAGGGAUACCAACAACAGCAGGGGUAUGGCUGUAACUAUGGCAUGGAUAACAGCUACGGAAACCAUGGUGCUGAAAACUAUGACAGCAGUAGAUGGGGUCAAAACUUUCAACAGCUACAGGAAAUGUCACCUCCACAGAAUAACAUGUCCAUGUCCUGGGGUCAGGGAAACCAGGGCUGGGGAGGGGAUAACUCUAUGUCUAGCCCUAGUCCAGCACAGCACAUCCCUAGGGUAGAGCACCAGUCUACUACAGACACUGUCUUGUCACCACUAGAGACAGUCAACUCACCAGUGCUCCACUCGCCCCAUUCCUCUCUGCAGUCACCACUGUCCACACGACAGUCACCUACCCUGCAAUCACCCUCAGCCUCCAUGCCUUCGCCGCAGUCUCUCGCAACCAUGCAGCCACUGCAACCCCUGCAAUCCCCCACAGCAACUUCAACCAACACCUCGCUGGACACCAGUGACAGCAGGGGCUCUCAGCUCACGCCCAUGCAGCCCGCUCCAAUGUGCAUGGGUGACUACUCUAGUGCUGACAAUCAUGGCUAUAACAACUAUAACCAGACCUUUUAUGGGAACCAGUCCAGUGGGGACUUCAACACAGGGACAUAUAUGAACCAGUACAACCAGGUAACAGAUCAACAGGGUGGAGGACAAAUACCACAACAGAAUUACAGUCAUGGUGGUUACCAAUACAACCAAUAUCAUGGAAACCACCAACAAUUGCAGUCACAUCCAAACCAACAACAAUGGCCACAGCAAUUCCAUGGCAACCAGGCACCAAUGCAGGGGCAGUCACACGGUAGGAAGAAGCAAGGCAAUCAGAAUGCUGGAGGGAAAUGGACCAAUGCUAAUAAAAGUACAGCAAAGAGAGGCAGGAAAACUAAAAAAACACAGCCUUUGCUGGGCACACCACAGGUCAGUUCAGUGUCAUUAAAGACCGUCCCAGGCCAGGUUUCAACUAAUAAAGUCAGAGCUCAGCCAUCAGAUGAACAGACCACUAAACCCCAGAGUACCCUAGAGAGACUUUUGCUUGGGGAUGAGGAUGAGGACUGCUUGAGUCUGACAGAGCCUGGGCAGAGGAGUGUUAGUCGGUGUUCCAAUAUAUCCACAGCUUCCUCGCGUACGUCUGUUGGACCAACAACACCUAAUGUUGGCCCACUCACCUCGCCCCUAUCGCCAUAUGAUGUUAAAGGCCAACCCCAGAAAGUUGCUGAUCUACUCACUCAGGUGAAGCCUUCCAGUCAAGACUUGCACAGGCGGUCAUCCUUGGGGGAGAAUACUUUAGAUUCUAGUCAGUUAUCAAAUUCAUCUCUUCUUGGAAGUCAGGAAGAUUUGUUCAUGGAUACAUCAUCAAAGUCACAGUCAUCAGUGUUAUCAUCUCCUGUUCAGGACAUGGCCAUUGCAAAUUCAUUUUCAAAACCAUCCUCUCAGACAUCACAGAGUCCAAAACUUAACAACCAAAGUAAUUUUCAGGGAUCUGCUGUCACUGCAGGAAGCCAACAACAAGGAAAGAAAUCUGACACAUUUUCCUGUCUUCAAAGUCUUCAAAGUCUGGUCUCCAGUGUCAACAAAGACCCUCGUUUUGGUGUCAAUGUUCAUCAGGAGGGACAGUUAGGAAAUUACCAGUCACCAGGUCAAGGUCAGCCAUCUCAAAGUCACCAAGCUCAUGGUCAGUUAUCACAAGGUCAUCAAUCACAAGUUCAUCCAGUUCAAGGUCACCAGCCUCAAAGUAAUCCAUCUCAAGGUCACCAAUCACAAAGUCAUGUAUCUCAAGGUCAACCAAUUCAUAAAGGUCAUCCACAAACUCAACAAGGUCAUCAGAGCCACCAAAGUCAUUCUGGCCAUCCUGAUCUUCAUGGCAAUAUAGGCUUUCAGCAGUUCUCUCCUCAGUACAAACAGAUGUGGAGCGAUUCUCAGUCUAGCAUGAACACAUAUCAUCAGCAGCCCCAUAAUUCAGGUCAUCAACAAUUCAAUCCAUACUGGAAUAGACAAGACAGGAUUCAAAUGUCUCAAGGUAACUAUUCACCUGUGAGUAAUACUAGUAAUCCACCCUAUGGCAUGAAGGAGUAUAGCACAUCAACCCAUGGCUCUAUGAAGUUUCCAGGGAGUAUGAGACAUCCAACAUCAGCACAGUCUGUGGGAACACAGUCACCAGCAGGGAGGCUGUCACCUAAGCUUGUUCGGUCACUCUCUGUUAUCAAAAAACGUGGAAGACCGCGAAAGUAUGAUACACCUUCAAAUGUACCAAAUUCAACGUUUCCACUAACUCCCCAGAGUCCAACCCCCACACAGCCUAGGAGUAGGUCUAACUCUGUUGUGGACAAGAUUCCUAUAGUAAAGUCAGCAGCUUCUAAUGCUUCAUAUACAUUUUCAUUUCAAGUGCCAACUCCAGUAUUCAAACGUUUAAAAUUCCACAAGAAAAGGCCGUUGGACAGUUCAAACACGGUUAAAUUUGUCAGAAUGCAUCCAAUGGAUGCUAGGCGAUAUAGCUUGUUGAAAAUUGGACGGGAAAUUGUGAAAACACAAAACUUAUCAACCCUAGACAUAGAGAAGGCCAUAAAACGUAUUCGUGCACAGAAUAUAGCCAGCUGUACCAAGACACAAGCUGCAUAUUCAGACACUGGUGAGCAGCCUGUUUCUGAUAAUCAGAAGAAUGCUCCUACAGAUAUGUCUUACAUGCACCAUCCAGGCAAUACUCUAGCCCAAGAUCUGUUUGGAGUUGUACCAGAACCCAGGAUGUCUGAUAACUCAGGGCCAAAUGCACCAUGCCAACAACCAAUUCCAAAAAUUUUAUCAUCCACAGAAACUACAACAGAUUUUACCAAAAAAUGUGAUACUGGAGAAAACCAUGUUGAAGAAAACCAUGCUGGAGCAAGUCCACAAAACCAGUCAUUGAAAGCUAAGUUAUCUGAGAACAUCAGCAAUCUACACCUGAAGAAAAUGUUGCAUGAACGUAUGGCUAUCAAAGAUGGAAAUAGACCUUGUACCUACACAGGCAGUCCAAAUUUCUCUGAUGAGUAUAGAGGCCGACCUCAACCAACCCAUCAUACCAUCAGCAGGGAGGGCCAGGAAUCCAGGGGAAACAUGUCAAAUCAGCCAAGACCUGAGCCUGUUCAGGGACAUAAUUCCAGGUCACCACCAUCAUCUACAAUAAAAAUGUGCCAAUGUGAUAUGGGAAAAUGCAUGUGUCCAAAAGAACAGGAUGAUAUUGCUCAAAAUGACCAGAAAAUGGAUGAAAAUGACAUGAAAAAUGGAAUGGAGGAAAGUCUUCCUGCUCAAGGUUUAAAAGGUGGAUCUCAGACACCACAGAAAAGUUUCUUCAGUCAGUUUCAGAAUUUCUUAAGCAAAGGAUACAGUUCGUCUGAUUCUGAUACCGGGAAAUCUCAAUGCAAGGAAACGAUUGCCUCAAAGGAACGAUUACCAAAACAAGAAAAUGGAGAUCAACAAAACAAGACUUGGGAUGAUCCUCAAAAUUCUCAAAACUCUGAUUUUACUGCUAACCAUAAAAAUGAAAAGGGAUUUCAUUCUACUCAAAAUAAUGGAUGUCCUGGUAAUAAUGGAGAGCAUGUGACAGGUGAUAAUGCUGCAGACUUCAAGUCAAGUGAUUUUAAUUCAGGAGGUCACAGGUCAGGAGGGCAAGUAACAAAAGGUUACGUGCAUGAGGGCCACAUAUCAACAAGUGAAAGGCCAGGAGGAAACACAUUCAGAAAUCACAUGCCUGAAAGCCAGAUGUAUGGAAAUCAGAGGGCAGAUGGUCAUAUAACAGAAAGAACCAUGAUGGGUGGUCAUGGGCAUCCAGGUCAAAUGCCAGUGGAUCAUAUGCAGGGUCAAAUGUCAAGUCAGAUGCCAGGAGGUCACAUGUCAAGAGGUAAUUUCCAAGAAGGAUAUAUGAUGAGAGGUCAUGCACCAGGGAGCGUACCUAGAGUUCAUGUUCCAGGGAGCGUACCUAGAGGUUAUGUUCCAGGGAGCGUACCUAGAGGUCAUGUUCCAGGAAGCGUACCUAGAGGUCAUGUUCCAGGGACGAUACCUAGAGGUCAUGUUCCAGGGACAAUACCUAGAGGUCAUGUACCAGGGAAUAAUCCACCUAGAGGGUAUAUGCCAAAUAGUCGAAUGCCUGGAUCCAACAUAUCUUGGGAUCACAUGCCAGGUCGAGUCAUCACAAGUCAAAUGCCAGUAGAUGACUUGUUAAGAGGGAAUGAAGUAAAUGGUAAUAAGAGAGAUGAAUCUGGGAACAGCAUACCAAAGUCUGUACACAACUUACCUCCAAUUGCUGCAAACUCAACAGAGAUGGAAAAGAUUGAAAAACAGAACACCGGUAAUUUUUUAGGGCUUAGUGACCAGGGGGGCUGUCCCUCUGGUCACAAAACUCAAUUGCCUGAGAAGAAAGAUUUUCACAGAGCUGGCCAUCCUAGUGUCACACCAAGAACUGGGGUGCGCGAAUAUUCUCACAGUAGAAACAUUUUUGAAAAACUUUUGAAUUCUAAAAUCUUAAGUGAUGACACUGAACCAUUUGUUAAUAAUGUUCAACAAGAACAGCAAAGAGAUGAGCUACAGGAUAUGAAUAUUAAUGAUCAUGUGACCAAAUUCACACAUUCUAAAUUCCAUCCACAGAAGAAUGAUCAUGGAAAUGAGUCACCCACUAAAGUCCCUUCUUAUGGGGGUAAGCAUAGUGCUAAUUUUAGUAAUAUCAUUGAACAGGUACUCAUGACAUCAGCGUUGAAGGACAAAUUAGACGAUAAACAUGACAGGAAAAUGUUCCAAAGAGAUAGAGUUGAUGGGGGGUGUUUAGUGUCAGCUGCUGUAGGUGUACACGCCAAUGAAGGACUUCAGGACAUAAGACUCAAUGACAAAAAUCUGAAGGUCAUCAGGCGAAGGAAUCUCUCCACAAAGAGGAGGUUCAAGAUCACAGCUAAUGGCCACAUUCACAAUGUGUCUCCUGUUAUAGACCCAGAUGGGGAGGAAAUCCAGAAUGUCAUACUGAAGGAUGUCAAUCUGACAGAGGCAUCAAAUGGAGUCCUAACUCCAAUCACCAGCCAGACACCUGUCGCAGGUCGCAGUCCAAUACGUCACAACUGUAAUGGUCUUGGCCUAGAAAACUACAAACUGUUUGAUUCAGAUAUCAUCUGUAGUCGGAACGAACUGGAAGCCAAGUUAAGAACACUAAAGAGUGAGUUAGAACUCCAACCUUGUCAGUCUGUCAAAAAUUACUGUCUGGCUGAGAAUGACCUUACCCGUCAAGGUCGAAUGGAAUCGCCAAUCUCAGCAUCUUGGUCAGGGCUGUCAUCGCGGACAACUUCUAGAAAGGAUUCUUCAGAAAGUUCAAUGAGUGCUCCUGACAUAUCUAAAACACAGCUGAAACCACGGAAAAGGAAACUGUCCUGUCUAGCAAGAGAUGGAAAACAAAGUCACAGACUUUCCUGCCAAGGAACCAAAGCAACAAGUACUGAAAACUCGGGGAGUGAUAUGGAUUACACAUUUGAGAAAGAAAAUAAAGAAUUAAAAAGAACAAAACGUAAGAAGAAGAAAAAGGAGGUGGCAGGAAUAGAUUACAUUGUGAUUGGAAGGUUCAAAGGUCAUCGUAAAAUGGCAGUGUGCCUAGAAAGACUUGAGAUUGGUCAAGAUGAAAGUGUAAAUGUGAAUGACUUUUUAGUGACACAACAAAAAUGCCUGAAUCACUCUAUCAACAACAGAACUUCAGACUUGGCCAGUGGAAAGGAACAAGACUUAUACAUAAACCAGUCAUCACGCUGCCACCACAGCAGGAAAUGCAGUAGUGAUAGUUCUGAAGAAUCUUCGUAUCAGUCUUCUUGUCAGUCAUCUCCUGAAAAAAAUCCAAGUUUGAGAGCAGAAACCUGUGAUGACUGGUCAAACGAUAGUAAAGAGCAGCAGGCUGAUAUUGAUUCUGAUGAUCCUAAAUCAUCUAAAAGCAAUAGAAAGAAAAAGAAGCUUACCAGAAACCAGAAACUUCAGAUAGCCUUCCUGAGUAAAAAAUCACGCCGCAAGAAAACACCUAGUGGUGGGAAAUUGAUGAACAGUCUUUCUUUACUUCAUGAAGCAACAAUAGCGAAUCUGAACGACACUAGACUUUCUUACAAUGAAAACACUGAGGACAUCAAGGUCAGAUAUGAAGAUGCCAUGUUUAGGAUGUCUUUCCUUUCAUCUUCUGAUUCAGACAAGGGAAAUAUUUCACCUCCUCUGCCUUUGUCCCCGGAGGAGCUAGCACGUGACCAUCAAGGUCUGACACGCUCAACAUCAGAGGCUCAGAGUCCUGUCUUGCCUGCCAGUGAUAACAGUCUGUCACCCAUCUACUCUACAAUGCAAACAACUUUGAGGAUGAAAAACUCCUCAGGAAGUGAUUUGUCCCCAGUUUAUCAGCCACUUAUGAACCAGGUCACUAUGUGUGAUGCUGACUUCAAGCCAUUUUCAUCAGUGAGUCUGAGAAGUCCUUCCUCACAAACUCCAGCAUUUGGUCUUGGUCAGGAUGAUAGGGUGGCCACGUCUUUCAUAGACUUCAAUUCAGGGAACAGCAAAGAUUGCGAUGAAUCACAGAAUUCAAACUCGAGUGAAAAUUGUUCAAAAAAAAACAAGUUAAAGGAAGCGGUGAUCAGAUUGACACCAUUAUCAGCGGCAGACAUUGAGAACUUUUGUGGGAAGUCAAAUGAAGCCAAUCCCUCAAACCUGGAGAGAGUUAGUUCUUCAGUUUAUGAGAAACAAAGCUCAGGAUCUUCAAGUGAAGGAUCCAACUCACCACCAGACCUUGGACCUCCAAACAUACCUAAAUAUCCCAAGACUGGUCCUACUAAUGACAACUCAAGAUCUCCACCUCUUCUGCUGUCCACAUCAUCACCGAACACAUCUCAGAUACUCAGGACACCUCAAAACCACAUCGGGUUUGGCUUGUACGAGCACAAAUCCCCAGUAAGUAGUUGCAGUAAUGGGUCGCUCAAUGUUGUCCACAGUGAUCGGUUCAGUGAUAUCAGUGAUGAUGAAGAGGAUCUGCACCUACAACUGGAGGUUAAUGAUGAGGAUAAUCAAAUAACUAGUAAUAGUGAGGAGGAGACGGCUACCUCGUCACCAUGGAUACCAGAUUCAUCCAAGGUGAAUGGUGGAGGUGUACCUUGUAUGUCCGAAUCAGGAUCUGACAGGGAUAUGCCAUCUCUUGUCAAAGAAAUGAUCAGCAUUGAAACAGUGGACAACUGUGUGUGUGUUGACAGUUUAGUGAGGAAAUGUGUCGGACAAGAUGAUGCCUAUCCUUCAAAAUAUUCAGCUGGCCCUUUGAAAGAUUCCAAUUCAAGUCAGUCAUUAGGGACAAGUUUUAAAAAUUUAGAAAAUAGAAAUUUGGAUAACAACACGAAACAGUCAUAUCCCAGUGAAGAAAAUGAAAGAAAUUUCAAUGAAGGAAGAUGUUGCAAAGUGUUGACUCCAGAUAUUUUACCACCCAGUCGGAAAAUGGUGCAGAACACCGCCACUAGUCAUGGGUUGAACUCGACAGAGAUUGUAGGGGCCUACUGCAGUAAUCCAGAGGAUUUACCAGAGCGACCAAGGGAACUGGGUGGGCGAGUAUUAGAAGUUCAGUCUACCAGGGUGAAAGACUUUGACGAGUUUUGCAAUUAUACAGAGUGUGAAGGGCUACUGACUUGGAGGAACAGGAUGAUGGCACACGACCAGAUAAUUCUUAGUCAGUCAGAAAAUGAAACACUAAUGAACAGAAUAGAAAAAGAUCCACAACUUCGCUAUGCACUUCUGGGUGAUAGAUCUGUUAUUAUUUCCCCUUGUAAUCUACCCCCAAGUACAGACAGUGUUAAGAAAUGGAUAUGUGGGAGGAAAGUUUGGAAAGAUUUGAAGAAUAAGGAAAAACAGUUUAAAAUCGAUAUAAACAAAAAGACAGAUGAAAAAAGACAUUAUGAGAGACAUGUAGAAAAUUCUGAAAAUAGAAGUUUUGGAUAUCAAUCAAGUUUAGGUAAAACACUGACCAAAGAAGAUGAUAAAAUUAAUCAGACAGAUAUAAUUGACACUUGUGGGCAACACAGCAAGCCCUUGUCUGAAACAAUAGAUCAGAAUGACACAACCAAUGAAGACACCAAGGACAGUAGGCAACAGGACAUCCCCCGAGCGCUGUUUAUGGAUGGAGAUAGUCACGGCUCGGAUGAUGAUGAGGAGGACGACGACGAAGUGAUCGGCCCUUCUCCACCCUCGGGUUUAAGGUUGUCCCAGUUUUCGAGGUCCAGAAUCACUAGUUCCCAGUCUAAGAACUCACCUGUGUUGAGCCACAGCACACCUUUGACUGAGACUGAGGUUUUGAAGGAUGACCUUGGUCACACACCUGUGACCCCAGCCUCUGUAGUAGUUCACUCACCUUUGAUGCCAGGGAUCAUGUCUGGGGUGUAUAAUGACAACCUCACAAACACACCCGUGCAUGGUAGGCGAAUAUCACAUCUCUUUAACUCGGCAUCCACACCGGUAACAUCAGGAAGCAAACCUUGUGCUACAAGUACUCCGAGUGAGAACGGCAAAUUGCAGGCUGUCAGCGCAGAUAAAACUCCUGGUAUAUUUGCCACACCAAAAAGGGUGCCACUACCCCGGAGAAUAUCAUCUAACACACAGAAGUCCCUACAGCAGGCUCUCCAGUCAUCCCAGUUACAGCAAUUUGCUACUCCAACAGACCAGAAGGGUCACACGUCACAGAUAGAUGGUCCCACUCCACAAAACUCGUUUGGGUUCAAGGUCAGCCAGGACAACCUGAAAGGAGCUAAGGCGCUCCAUGAGGUACAGAACCUAACAGUCCUAAGUCUGGAACUACAUGCUGAGACUAGAGGUGACCUUCGACCUGACCCAGAUGUCGAUGCUGUUAAGGCUGUGUUCUACUCCAUCUCCAAUGAUGUGGACCCAGCCAAGGGUAAGACGCAGGUCACUGGAAUCAUCAUUGUGGACCAUGUCUCUGCAGACGCAGAAAGGGCGCUGAAAGACAGAAGAAACGGAAGGAUAAACUCUCGAUCCCCGUCUCCCUCACCUAUACCAUCUGGAUCUAACUCGGCUAGGUCAAGGUCUCCUCAGUCUUGUAGUUCUAGGUCACCAAAAGCAUCUACUUCAAGGUCAAGGUCACCUUUGCCAUCCACCAGUAAAUCACCCCAACCUUCAACUUCAAAACAUAGGAGUCCAUCACCGAAACCAUCCACUCCCAGAGGAAGGAGGACAACGGCCAAAGGUUCCGUCACCCCUCCACCUCGUGAUUAUGACAGUACUGAAAAUAUACCCAACACAUUCUUACAGAGGUCAGGAAUUGACCUUUGUGACCUUCAGGUGACCUAUGUUAGGGAUGAGGAGGAGUUGUACACUGUGUUUUUGGAGGAUCUUAUUGCAAAGUGGGACCCUGACAUUCUGGUGGGCUAUGAGAUACAGAACUUUUCCUGGGGAUACCUGCUACAACGGGCAUCACAUCUCAGCAUACCUCUGUGUUCCAAGCUCUCCAGAAUACCAGGGCAGAAAACAGGAAGUCACUUCAGUGCAACGAAGGAUGAGUAUGGGGCUGACCACAUGUCAGAGAUUCAUGUUGUCGGACGGAUUGUACUCAACCUGUGGCGAUUACUUAGGCAUGAGGUCACAUUGAACAUUUAUUCCUAUGAGAAUGUGUGUUUCCAUGUCCUUCACCAGCGUGUGCCUCGGUUCUCCUUUAGGACAUUGUCCAACUGGUUCAAUCACAGAACUCACUUGUACAGGUGGCGGUUGAUUGAGUACUACAUCACUCGUGUGAGGGGUAACCUACAGCUAAUAGACCAGCUUGAUCUCAUCGGACGUACCAGUGAAUUUGCCCGUGUGUUUGGCAUAGAGUUCUACCAUGUGUUGUCUCGUGGGUCCCAGUAUCGAGUUGAGUCAAUGAUGCUGCGGUUGGCCAAACCACUGAACUACAUUUCUGUGUCCCCAAGCGCCCACCAGAGGGCGCGGAUGAGGGCUCCUGAGUGUAUUGCACUGACCCUGGAGCCCGAGUCCCGUUUCUAUGCCGACCCAGUUGUGGUAGUAGACUUUCAGUCACUCUACCCUUCCAUCAUGAUUGCACACAACUACUGCUACUCGACAUGUCUGGGGCGCCUCAACUGGCUGGAAAAGGCACAUGAAGGACCCAUUGAGUUUGGUUGUUCCCAUCUGAAGGUUCCUCCCUCGGUCCUGAAGAGGCUGGAGAAUGACAUCACUGUAUCUCCCAAUGGCGUGGCAUUUGUCAAGCAACAUAUUAGGAAGGGGGUGAUCUCGGCUAUGGUAGAGGAAAUCCUCAACACCAGACUGAUGGUGAAGAAAGCCAUGAAGGCCUACAAGGAUGACAAGGCUUUGUAUAGACUGCUAGAUGCCAGACAGAUGGGCCUCAAACUCAUUGCUAAUGUUACCUAUGGAUAUACUGGUGCCAAUUUCUCAGGAAGGAUGCCUUGCAUUGAGGUUGCUGACAGUAUUGUAAGAAAAGCCCGUGAGACACUAGAGAGGGCCAUCAAGUUGGUGGAGGACACACCUCGCUGGGGGGCCAGGGUUGUCUAUGGUGACACAGACAGUAUGUUUAUUGAGCUGAAGGGCCGCAGUAAGGAAGAAGCCUUUAAGAUCGGCUAUGAGAUUUGUGAUGCAGUAACAGCAGCCAAUCCUAAGCCAAUGAAACUCAAAUUUGAGAAGGUUUAUCUCCCUUGUAUCCUCCAAACCAAGAAGCGUUAUGUUGGGUUUAGUUACGAGACUCCGGAUCAAAAGGAGCCUAUAUUUGAUGCCAAAGGAAUAGAAACUGUAAGGAGGGAUGCCUGUCCUGCUGUAGCCAAAAUUCUUGAGCGCACAAUCAAAAUGCUGUUCACGACACGUGAUGUGUCCCAGGUGAAGAAGUAUGUCCAAAUGCAGUGUCGUAAGCUGAUGGAAGGCAAGGUCAGUCUGCAGGACCUCGUGUUUGCCAAGGAGUACCGUGGUAUGGCCGGCUACAAACCUGGGGCCUGUGUACCCGCUCUGGAGAUAUCAAAAAAGUACCUGCAGCAGGACCGGCGUGGAGAACCACGCGUGGGUGAGCGUGUGCCAUAUGUUAUUGUAUACGGAAGUCCAGGCCUUCCUCUUAUACAGCUGGUCAGGGCUCCAGUAGACCUUCUCACCGACCCAUCCCUCAGACUCAACGCUACCUACUACAUUACCAAACAGAUCCUACCACCCCUCAACCGCAUCUUCUCUCUGAUGGGUGUUAAUGUCUUCUCCUGGUACAAUGAGAUGCCCAAGGUAACCAGGAUUGUACCGCAGGCAGCGAUGGCACCAGACAGUAAGAAGGGCACAAUUUCACAGUUCUUCUCUGUGGUGAGCUGUCCUGUGUGUGAAGAACAGACCAAUCAGGACAUUUGUAAUAAGUGUGCUAGUAACCCUCAGAAGGUAGCCAUCACUCUAAACAACAGGAUCCGUGAGUGGGACCAAGUGUAUGCAGAUCUUAGCAAGAUUUGUAACAGCUGUAUGAGUGUACAGGACAACAGUCAGCCGUGUAUUUCCUUUGACUGUCCAAUACUCUUUAGGCGCCGGACAGCUCAAGUGGACAUUACCAGAGGGGAACAACUCCGAUGUGUGGCUAUAAAAGUUUUAGACUUCUAGACAUUGUGCUUCCCAA